AAAUAGCAAAAAAAAAGUAAAUAAAGAAAAACAGCAAACGUGUUAGCUGAGCGGCAGUAGAUACGCAGCAAUAGCCCCAUAAGAACCACAAAACCAAAACCAAAGCCAGAGGUAACCAGAGAGGCAAACCCAUCGAAAAUCAACAAAUCAACCAAAUCGCCUGCUGGCUGGAACGAUCGAACGCUCUCAACGGCACAACUAAAUCCAGAAUCGAGACAACAUUCAACCCAAGAUAUUUGAAUCGUCCUUAAACCCACAUAGAGCAGGAGAGAGCCAUCGCCAGAGCGGCAAAAGUGUUUUAAAAUCGCGGCCACCAAAUGCAAGAUGGUUCCGGACCAACCAGUAAAAAUGCAGUCUGGGCCGCCGUUACCUUCGCAAAAAAAUACUAUAGCCGGACAGACUGCGGACAGUUUUGCAACUGCUCCGUCCACUCACUCGUACGGCGGCAUCCCGACUUCGUCCGGCACCAGCUACGUUUCUAUUGGAAUCUUGCCAGGGUUGGGCAGUAUACCGACAGGCACGAGCGGGACGCUGCCAUUGCUUCUGCCUACAACGAGUCCUUCGACCACGACCUUCAAAACGACCCCCUUGCUGCCGAUGCCGUCGCUGGAAGACAUCGAGGUGGCCAACCAGAUUCAGACUCAGAUGCAGACACAGACGCAGAGCCAGGGCCAAGCACUAGUGCAGCAGCAGCAGCAGCAGCAGCAGGCACCCGCGGGAAUCCUUAAAUAUCCAAAUCCCCUGCCACCACCCAGCGUCAACUAUAUCGGAGAGCUAAUGCCACUCCCACACGCACACCCACACCCACACCCACACCCACACACACUUCCACCCACCAGCACUCCCACCUCCGGCACAGCACAGAUGAGCAGCAGCAACUGUGGCACACUCAAGAGCACCGCCAAGCUGCUGCCACUCCAGCUGAUGGCCACGGCCGGACCACCACCCAACCAUCCACCCACAAUGUCGUUGCCCCCAGCCUCAGCAGCAGCCUCGAUCCAGGCGCAGGCGCAGGCUCAAGCCCAAGCCCAGGCGCAGGCGCAACAACAGCAGCAGCAGCGCCAGCGGAGGCGACACGGUUGGUGCGGCUGCUUUGGGUCGGGCCUCAAUACCAGACCCGUGGAGAAAACAACGCCGCCAGUGCCGCCGGGCUAUGCCACCAAGUCGAAGAAGCGCAAACCCAAAUCGCAGACAGUCUGGUCCGCGUUGCUCACAAAUCUGGGCAUUUGCAUGCUGCUGCUGGCCUACACAUUGUUGGGCUCCUUCAUAUUUCUAACCAUCGAGAACGAGGACUCGGCACUGCUGCAUCAGCAGCACACACUGGCAAGCACCAAGCGUAAUCUGGCGGGGAUUGGGAUUGGAAGUGCCAUAGGGAAUGGCAUUUAUCAGCAGCAGCAGCAGUCGCCACAUCAGUCGCAAAGGUCGCCGCAAAUGCACCAGCAGCAGUCGCAGUCCCAGUCGCAGCACCACAAACAGAAGCAGAAACAGCAGCAGCAGCAGCAGCAGCAGCAGCAGCAGCAGGCAGGACAACGACAUCAUCAGCGUGCAGGAGGACAACACACUGUGGACAAUGACACGGUGGCGGCAGCAGUGGCUGCCGCCCAGGGAAUGCUCGGAGCAGGACCAGGCAACGGUGGCACCUCCUCCUAUGGCAUGCCACCGCAGGGUGCAUCGUCGAAUGACUUUGUUUAUGGCGGCCUGGAUGUGGCAGAGCCGGACGAGGCUGAGAUGCAGGAGGUGCCGCACUUUGGACUGGGACUCGCUGGACUGGGCAUCUCGCCGGAUACUUAUGACGUGCGGCAGCGGACCAUUGAGAAUAUCUGGGACAUAACCGUAUCGCUCAAUAUACUCUACAAGGAGAAUUGGACAAAAUUGGCAGCACUGGAAAUAGCCAAGUUUCAGGACCAAUUAAUCAAGAGACUGAACGAGGAUGUUAUGCUGCAAUUAUCACACGAGGAUGUGGCCAACGCUGGCGGUGGCGUUGGCGGUGGCGGUGGCAGCGGCAACAAUCCAGCCACGGAAGCCGUUCUACUUCACACCCACUUUUAUCAUCAUCGUGCCGCAGGCGGCGGCGUUGUGCCCGGUGCCACGGGUGGCCCUCCGCACGAGUGGAAUUUUGCCAAAGCGUUUUUGUAUUCGCUGACCGUUUUGACCACAAUUGGAUAUGGAAACAUUGCGCCACGCACCACUCUGGGCAGGAUCGUGACUUUGGUUUACGCACUCUUCGGCAUUCCCUUGACCCUGGUUUACUUGAGCAGCACUGGCAGCAUUCUGGCCAAGAUCGCCCGCGAAGUGUUCUCGAAGGCGCUGUGCUGCUGCCUGUGCUCGAACUGUGGCUACUGCUGCUACGACGAGAAGCGAAUGGCCGAGAAGGAGCGACGCAUGCGACGGAAGCGACAGCAGGAGGAGCUGCGCAAGCAGCAGGCGGCCAUGCAGGAGCCAUACUAUGUGCGGGAUGUGUACCACACCACGCCGGAGAAGCAGGCGGAGGCAGAGGCCGCUGGUGUGGCUCCACCAGCGGCAACGGUGGCCUCCGUCUCCAACUCCUCGGGCGGACUGUCGGGCAUCAGUGGCGCUGGCGCUGGCGCUGGCACUGGCGCUGGCGCUGGGGCUCCACCCUCAACUCUGCCGAAUGACAUUGACUCGUUGAGUGCCAGCGAGUCGCGCGGCUCGAUGCACGGCCUGAGCAUCAUGGCACCCAUCCUCCUCUGCUUCUCGAUGAUGAUCAUCUACAUUGUGUUCGGCGCUGCGGUGCUGUACCGCCUGGAGAACUGGCCCAUUGUCGAUGGCAUCUACUUUUGCUUCAUGAGCCUGUCGACCAUUGGCUUCGGGGACAUGCUGCCGGGCCUGAGGCGCGAAUCGAACACCACCACCUGGUUCUGUUCGGUGUAUAUUAUGUCCGGCAUGACGCUGACGGCCAUGUGCUUCAAUGUCAUCCACGAGGAGAUUGUCCAUCGCAUACGCAUUGUUGUUGACUUCAAGAAAACCGAUUUGGCCAACUCAAACAACGGGCUGCCCACGGGUGGACCUGUCAUUGUCGCUGGCACUGGCAGCGGUGGCUCCAUGAUGGACCUGGGACCCGAUGACUCCGGACAGUACUAUGUGCCGGCCAAUUCCUGACAUUAUGAGCGGCGUGCGCAUCUCUAUCAGCGCAAUCCCACCGAAGAGACCCUGGUAACAGACACACCCACAUCGCUGGUGCUGAAGGACUAUGUGAAUCACGAGCUGGUGCCCAUUCUGACCAUGGAUCCCAACGGAGCACCACGAUUGGCAGCCGGGCCUGUGCCAGCACCCGCCUACACGCCCACAGUGACAUCCUGCG
Messenger RNA from Drosophila guanche, 3322 nucleotides. RefSeq lists its product as uncharacterized. Lineage: Eukaryota; Metazoa; Arthropoda; Insecta; Diptera; Drosophilidae. The transcript has 8 exons. Gene Ontology annotation, molecular function: potassium ion leak channel activity. Gene Ontology annotation, biological process: stabilization of membrane potential; potassium ion transmembrane transport. The record is from RefSeq and is a predicted model, not a curated record. Gene Ontology annotation, cellular component: membrane. Bases 325 to 3120 code for a protein of 931 amino acids.